Diorhabda sublineata is the source of this 10542-nucleotide messenger RNA. It is a transcript of the gene ago, whose product is annotated as F-box/WD repeat-containing protein 7. The record is from RefSeq and is a predicted model, not a curated record. Gene Ontology annotation, biological process: proteasome-mediated ubiquitin-dependent protein catabolic process; ubiquitin recycling. Gene Ontology annotation, cellular component: cytoplasm; nucleus. The transcript is spliced from 11 exons. The coding region runs from base 248 to 2365 and encodes 705 amino acids. NCBI's taxonomy places the organism in Eukaryota, Metazoa, Arthropoda, Insecta, Coleoptera, Chrysomelidae. Gene Ontology annotation, molecular function: ubiquitin binding.
GCAGUGUGCAAUAGAUUAGUCGUGAGUACAGGACGCGAACGUCAGUUUACAAUUGGUUCAACUAAAGUUGACAGAAGACAAACAGAGUGGCUCAUUUAUCAUAAAACGAGCACGGAGAAAAUAAAAUUCCUAAAAUUAAGUCCUAAAGGGGACCUAGGAGGCUACGUUUUACCUGUUAUGUUAAUCCAAAGGAAAAGCAGGGAAAUAUGAUUGAAUUGUUGCUUAACGCCUGACGUAAAUUGAUAGAAUGGCAGAAUGUAUCAGUAUAAAUUCAGAUCUUCCUAAACAAGACUGCAGUAGCCCUAGUCCUACAGAAACUGUCUGUUUGGAGUCUUUAUGUGCUGAAAAUAAUCCUAGUACUUCACAAAGCAAUACAGAGCAAUUGUCAAAUCUUCAAAUCGACAACUAUAAUAUAGAUCAGGUUGAAAAAUUAGAAAAGAAUAACUUUUUGAAUGAACUUGGUUUGGUAGAAGAAUGCGAAGAUGGUGUUGGUGAUAAUGAAGGCACUGAUGAUGAUGAUGAUGAUGAUACCAAUAGCAAAGAUGAUAAUUGGGAAGAUUGUCUAGAUCAGGAAUUCCUUGAUGAUAAUUCUGAAGAUGUAACCAGCAAUGAAGAAACAAGUAUUGAUAAUAUUACCCAAUCUAAUACCCCAAAAAGUACCCAAUCGAAAAGAAACUAUUUUGGUGCGAUUGAACGAAUUUUGCGUAAACGCAAAUUGGACGUCAAUAAUGGAUUGUCAUUGUCAUUACCUUGUAAAAGAAUCCAAUGUGAUUCGUCAAAUUUAUGUAGUGAUGGCGCUUCUGCUACCCCAACAAAUAGUUCUUGCUCAUCACAAAGCUUCUCAGGUAGCAUUACACCAGCUAGCGGUAGGUCGAGAGCCACUAUACCGACAAAAGAUAAUCCACCGCCAGACUUGUCUAUUUGGUUAAAUAGAUUCACUACGUGGUCAAAUGCAGAGAGAAUUAUGGCCAUAAAUGAGUUGAUUGCUAGCUGCGAACCAACACAAGUAAGGCAUAUGAUGCAGGUUAUUGAACCACAAUUUCAAAGGGAUUUUAUAUCAUUGUUACCAAAAGAAUUAGCUUUAAAAGUUUUAUCAUUUCUGGAACCCAAGGAUCUUUUAAGAGCUGCACAAACGUGCCGAAGUUGGCGCGUAUUAGCAGAUGACAAUUUGUUGUGGAAAGAAAAAUGUAAACAGGCAGGCAUUGAAGAAAUACCGAAAAAACGAAUGUCUUCUAGGUCUCCAACACAUAUGAGUCCUUGGAAGGCUACAUUCAUGAGACAACAUACAAUAGAAAUGAAUUGGAGAUCAUCUCCGUUAAAUAGAAUGCCAAAAGUGUUGAAAGGUCAUGAUGACCACGUGAUAACAUGUCUUCAGUUCUGUGGCAAUAGAAUAGUUAGUGGCUCAGAUGACAAUACUUUAAAAGUUUGGUCUGCUACAACUGGAAAGUGCUUAAGAACGCUUGUGGGACACACGGGCGGGGUUUGGUCUUCACAGAUGUCUGGAAGUACCAUCAUUAGUGGAAGUACGGAUAGAACAUUAAAAGUUUGGGAUGCCGAUACUGGUGUUUGUAUGCACACUUUGUAUGGACAUACUUCUACUGUUAGAUGUAUGCAUCUGCAUGGAAAAAAAGUUGUAAGUGGCUCUCGGGAUGCAACUUUACGAGUUUGGGAUAUAGAAACUGGCAGUUUUCUUCACGUUCUUGUGGGGCAUGUAGCCGCUGUCCGAUGUGUUCAAUAUGAUGGUAGAUUGGUAGUGUCUGGUGCCUACGAUUUCAUGGUUAAAGUAUGGAAUCCUGAUACACAAGAGUGUCUGCAUACUUUAGAAGGACAUACUAAUAGAGUUUAUUCUUUACAAUUUGAUGGUGUUCACGUGGUGAGUGGCUCACUGGAUACAAGUAUACGUGUAUGGGAAGUAGAAACAGGUGCCUGUAAACAUACAUUGAUGGGUCAUCAGUCUUUAACUUCUGGUAUGGAGUUAAGAAAUAACAUACUCGUUUCAGGGAAUGCAGAUUCUACAGUUAAAGUUUGGGAUAUUGUGACUGGACAAUGUCUUCAAACAUUAUCAGGACCAUAUAAGCACCAGUCUGCCGUAACUUGCCUACAAUUCAAUAAACGUUUUGUCAUAACUUCAUCUGACGACGGAACAGUUAAACUUUGGGACGUACAAACAGGCGAAUUCAUUCGGAAUUUAGUGGCUCUUGAUAGCGGGGGAGCUGGUGGUGUCGUUUGGCGUAUCAGAGCAAACGAUACGAAAUUAGUUUGUGCUGUUGGUAGUCGAAACGGCACUGAAGAAACAAAACUAUUAGUGUUGAACUUUGAUGUCGAAUCAAAUAAUAGUGAUGGUACAAUUACGCCAUCUAGGUAAUCGUUAAGGACUAAAAAAAUUUGUUGUGUGAUUGUGAGUGGGCGUGUCGUAUUUGUCGUCAGAAUAAAAAACCGUUUAUCAAAUUACUAAUAAGCACUAAUGGAAUUUUAGAAUGUUAUUGAAUUUUAUCAAAAUAUAUGCUUUCAAGCCUGCUAGGAACUAGUAAAAAAAUCAUAAAUUUGAAUUACUGUAUAUAUUUACAUACAUGAGGCAAUAACAUUUUUUAUAAUCCAAUGCAAAGUAGUUCAUAUGAUUUAAUUUACAUUAUAUUAAUUUUUUUUUAAAUUGACUAAUUUUUAUACUUCAUCCUGGACGGGUAUCUAUUUUCAUUCCUCCUGUCCAAAUUAUUAUUGAGUCCAAAUUGAGUUUUUGCAUAUUCUGGGAAACUAUAUGAAAGGGAAAUUUCCAAACUUCAAUAUUUAUUUACAAACGUAUGACAAUAAACAUACGGUAGUUCAAAUGAAUCAAUACUCACUUGCAAUGAUAUAUUAAAGCAUUAUUAGAAAGAAAUAGUAGACCUAAUUUAGAUAAAAACCAUAACUCAUUGGAGCAUACAAAAAGUAGAAAAAGUGUUUUAUUAUAAGGAAGAAUAUUAUUUUCAACAUGUCAUCUUCCAAAAUUUGUGAUUAAUUCUUAUCAUUUUAUUUAAUACAUACAAAACGUCUUCUUUCCAAUUUUCUUUGAAAACUCUCAAUAAAAUGUAGUCUGGACACUUUAAAAAAUUGAUUAUUAAAAAUAUAUCACAAAAAUUGUUGGAAAAAUAUCCUAUGAGCCGCAAAAUUCUUUAAAAUAAAUAAAAAAUACCUUCUCAUAAAACUGAAAUAUAUCCAAACAGCUAGAAUUCUAACACUAUAUCUUAAUAAAGCAUAGUGCUUGCAUUAGUGUACGGAUACCAUAAGCAUAAUUUUUUCUACUUGAUGCCAUAGAAAAAUUAAAACUUGCAUCAGGUUUUUACUUUAUGCCCUGUAUUUAAUAACUUCCAAUUACAACUUGAAAAUGUAUUUUGAUAAAAUAUACUGAUUCUGGGAUUGAUGUAAGAGGUAUAUUUCAUAAACAACUUCUUUCAAAACCUCAAUCAUCCCAAAUAAAAAGAACAUUCCAUAAAAAAAUUGUAUUAAUUAUCUUUCAGUCUAAUACAUGAAAAUAGAAGACUGCCGUUAUCUAAGAAACUUGAAUCACUCUAAGUACUACCAGUUUGUGAAGAUUUGAAAAAGUUUGAAACUUGUAAAUUUUCUUAAUUUCAUUUCUCAAAUUUAUUUAUCAAAAAUAUGACUUGAUAUGUAUCUAUGUAGUUCAUUUAGUACAAGGCACUUCAUUACUUCUUAAAGUAAAAUAUUAUUUUAACAUUUUCUUAACAAAUUGGAGCCUUAUAUUUAUCAAUAAAUUAUAUAUUUAUACAAAAGCAGAAAUAAAAUAGGCAAGUUGAGAAGAGUACAUUCACGCAACCCAUUGGUAUCUAAUGAUAAAGUUUCACCUCCAUCCAUUCAAAUAUUAUCAUGAUAAUCACCUUACAAAUUAUAAUGAAAUUUUUGACUGCAGGUUAAAAUUAUUAUACCUACAAUGUGGUCGAGAAUUAUAUAUAUAUUAAUUUUAGAGCUGAUAGUAUGUUUAAAAAUAAAGGUAAAGAUACUGUUUAAAGAGGUGAAUUGAGCCCUUUUUUUCUUGAAUUAUCUAUCAAAUAGUUUAUAUUAAGGAGUUCAUAUUUUGAAGAAGGGAGAAUAAGAUAUUAGGAUGUUACUGUUAUGUUGUAAUCCGCCCCAUUGCUUUUAAUUUUGGAUUCUGUUUUUUACCAUACAUUUUAUUGUAACAUUACGUUUCAGAUACACCAAACUUACUAAAUAAUCAUAUGGUAUGGUGUAGUUGGUGAUAAGAAAUAAAUUAUAAUAUUGUUUUUUAAAAUGAAAAUAUGGACUCAGAAAUCAAAACUAUUUGUGCAGAUAUUUUGAUAAAUAAGGUUCUCAAUUUACUAAGGUUUGUAUUUCCCUUAUUAUUCCGUUUUAGAAUAGAAAAUAAUUAACGCUAUUUUUGGGCUCUAGAAAUUAAUAUACAUAAUUUUGGAUUACCAUUUAUAUUACUUAACUAUAUCCAAACUUGAAAUAUUUUGUAAUCGUAUCAUUACCACUAGUAGUUGGAGUUAUACAAACAAAAAAUUAAAAUAUAUUUAGCUGUCGUAGUUGGAAUUUUUUCAAAUUUUUGUCUACAUACUGGAAGAUUUAACUGUGAUACUAUUCAAAUCUAAUCGAGUGAUUUAAAUGUAGCCAACAUGACAUUUGAUAUUCUGACAACAAAUAUCUUUUAGUGUAUAAGAUGACUUUCAUAAAAUUGUAAAACUAAAUCUGGUGCUUUUCUUUUUUUCUUUAUUAUUAUUUGGUAAUCAGUAAGUACAAACCCUGUUAUUUUUUCCUUUAUAUGUACGAUUUGUGAGUAUAGCUAGAAAUGAAUUAUAGACGGAGAUUGGAGAUUUUUUACGGGUGAAAUUCUUUUUCCAUUGUUAUCAUAAAUAUUUUGUUGAAAAUGAUUCCCAAUCAAUUCUGUAGAGGAUGUCAGGAUAUUUUUCUUGUAGUAGAAAAAGUGCCAGUUUUUUGUUAAUUUAUUUAUUGCUGUCAGCUUUAAGUUCUAUCUGGCAAUAAAGUUGUACCCUAUAAUUAUAAGUGUUAUCAGUCUAUAUUCAAUACUCGAUGACGAUAAUUAUUAUUGUUUUCAUGUUGAUUUUUGUGUGACUAAGUGAGAUAUUAGCGAAGCAUUUUAAACAGCAAUCAGUUUUUUAUAAAUUAUUCUGAUGUAAUAAGAUGGAAAUAUCCACAAAGAUAUUUUAUCUAAACGAAUUUCACUUUAAAUCGGAUUGAUAGAUAUAUAGGAAGAGACGUCGUGCAGUUCUCUAGAUGUAUUUUUAUACCAGACCAUAGUUUUAAGUUACAAGAGAUAGGACUAGAAGGAAUCAGUUCUCUUAAUAUUGCUAAAAAUGAUCGAUUUACCAAUGGAUUUUAACAUGGAUGUCAUACUUGGAUUAUUUUUUAUGCAUAUAUAUUAUAGCUACAAGAACAAUUUCUUGUUUCCCUAGCCGAAAGUACGGUUAUUUAUUAUAAUUAUUACAAUAAGGUACGGACAGGACCCUAAGAUCCGUAAGCCCUGAAUAUACUGUAUAUAUUACAAAAAUUAAAGUAAUUAAAAUACCUAGUUAGAAAAUUAAAAAUUACAAGGAAAAAAAAAAGAUUUAAUUAGAAAAUAGAAAAGCGUCCAGUUAUUCUUAAAAAUAUUGAGAGACGGUGCCAUUACAAUAUCCUCAGGUAGAUGAUUUCAUGUUGAAAAAACAUGAUUACAUAAAAAAUGUUGCCUUGUCCAACAAGUGAAUAUUUCUUUUUUCAAUUUCCAUCUGUGUCCUCGAAGCCGAUUAUCAGGGUCAACAUUAAAUAUGUUUCUCAAGUUACCAUAAUUGAAAUUUAAAAUGCGAUAGGUGAUUAUCAUAUCCCCACGAACACGACGUUGUUCAAAGAUCAGUAAAUCCAUUAUAUUUAGUCAUUCUGUAUAACUAGGUCUUGUACGCCUGAAGGAUAGUCUGGUUGAUCGACGCUGAACUUUUUCAAGAUCUUUAUCCCGCACUAGUUCCAGACACUCCACAGUUCCACAAUACUCCAUAAUUGGGCGAAUAUAAGUUUUAUAUAAACGAGUUGAAUUAUGUAAUGAUAUCCUUCCAAAAGACUUGCGUAGGAGAUACAGCUUACUUUUUGCUUUGUUGGCAAUACUUAUAACAUGUUCGGACCAACUCAAAUCCGUAGUAAUUGUAACACCGAGAUCAUUAUGAGAAUUCACUUCAUUUAAGGCGUGACUGUUUAAGAAGUAUGUAUGUCUCAGAUUGUUUUUGCCUAAGUAAAGAGCUACACACUUAUCAGAAGUAAGAGGCAACAUCCAGUCCGAGCACUACUUAGAUAUCUAAUCCAAGUCUUCCUAAAGAUUUAUAUGAAGAGAUGAAUCAGCGAAUAUUUUCGACUCUUCGGCAUAUGAAAUGUAUUGAAUAUGAAAUUGGAGGUCACUUGCGUAUAUUAUAAAUAAGGGAGGACCCAGUACUGAUACCUGCAGAACACCGCUUAAUACGGGCUUCUCAGUUGAGAAACAAUUUCCCACUUUCACACAGAACUUUCUGUUUGUUAAGAAUGAGUCAAUCCACUCCAGUAGAUCACCUCUUAUGCCAAGAUGUUCCAAUUUAUACAGUAAUCUUGUCUUGUCUUAGAUUUUGUCCAUUCAUUAACACACCAAAGAAGAUUCGUCAUUUUACAACGUCCUUUUACAAAUCCAUGUUGUUGUUCAGGUAUUCAGUAUAUAUUCAGGACAUAUUCUGAUAUUAUAGAUUCUAUAACGUUACAGAUAAUUGGUGUAAGGCUAAUGGGGCUGUAGUUAUUGGGGUCAAGUUUAUUGCCUUUCUUGAAAAUUGGUGUUACCGAGGCUGUUUUACAAAUAGUAUGUGUGUAUUAAAUGACAAGGACAUUAUUACAAAGGAUGAGCGAGAGCAUUACAACAUCUUUUUAGAAAUAGAGGAGAUUAGAUCAAGACCGGGAGAAGAGUUGUCUUUAAAUUUUUGAAGGUGACAUUUGACAGUUUCAGGAGUAAAAUGAAGUUGCUCUAAGGAUGAAAUUACUCUUGUGGGCAGAAUGUCGGGUAUAAAUUAUUUUGGAUAUUUUCGGUAGAGAAAACCUUAGAAAAAGUGUCUGCCAAAACUUCGUCAGUUGACAAACCAUACCAUCAUCAUUUUUUAUUAGAGGAAUGGAUAUUUUUGAUGGCGAUGAUGAUCGAAUGUAUUUGUAUAAUUUUUUAGGGUUGUCGCUGCAUACUAUAGACUCUUCAUACACUUCUCUAAUUUUUCUAAAUCUAUGGCAAAAUUUUUGUGAAUUUCAAAAUCAGCUUGACUGACCGUGCGCUUGUACUUCCACCACAAUUUGCUUUUAUAUCUAAUCAAAGAGAUUAUUUCAUUAUUGAUCCAUGGUUUUACUUUAUUUAUGUACAUCACUUUCCUGGUAGAAUACUUGUUUUUAAGAUCCGCAACAGUACUUGUAAAUGUAUCCCGUACUACAGUGGGAUCCAGUGAGUCCACAAUCAAUACUAGCUUGGUUUUCAAAAUCAGUUAAUUUUUAAAAUCUACUUGUAUUUGUAUAUAGAUUUGUGGUUUCGAAUACACUGCGACCCAAAGGAUCUAUUGUGUCUAUCUUUCUUGCUGCGAUACUGGAGAACCCAGUGUUUACAGCUGAUCCAUUAAUCCCACUCCUUUUAAACAAUCUAGAAUGUGGGAUGGCUUUAAUUGCCAGAGAUCUUCGGUGUAGUGCUCUGGAGUUCAUUAGUGUUUCACAUUUCGAGAGAAUGUGGAUAGAGGUUUCGAUCUUUUCUUCAACAAGAUCUGUACGCUGCAUUAUCUGCUAGGUCUAGCAUCUUCAGGUGUUUGUUUAGGCGACCGUGUCCCGAUAGACCUCCUGUUAACAUUCGUUGAUUAUUCUUACUUAGAUUGAUACAUCAUCAGAACUUCUCCAGUUAUAGGUUCCCAGGUUCUGUAGCUGAUAUCACACAUACAUAUACAUAAUUCCUCAAUAAUCGAAUUUACCAAAAAUCUUUUGUCGACUAAUGUAUGUUUUGAGUAUGGUAUACCUAUGCUCUAGUACAGGUAAGUCUCUCAACUUUGUAUAUGAAUUUAUUGGCGGUGGUAAUAGACAACACAUGACAAAAGGUUAGUCCUUAUUUUUCAUGUUUUGCAAAAAUGUAGAAGUUGUUCACAUGUACUCAACUUAUAUCAAUCAAUAAUAACUAAGUACAUAUAGUGAGGAUUUUGAAUGUACUCUCCAUUAAAAUAAGUUGAGAUGGGCUCAUGAGAAUGAUAAAAUAUAAUAAGUAAUGUUUAAUUUGAAAUCGUAUGACUUGGAAUAUUUCCAUCUUUUUAAAGCCUUGUAGAUAUUGUACUUACCACGAUGAUCAAUUUUUGCCAGUAAAUAUAUUUUGAAAACGUUAUACUAGUACCGCUUUUCAAAUUUUUUAAAUAACUAAUAAAAUUUUGCAAGCAAUGCGGUUUAGACUUAUAUACAUGAAUUGCUAAAGUCGAUAGUAUUUCCAAAAAUAAGAGUACCAUAAUUCUGAAAAAGGCAGAAGUAACCAAUUAAGGGAGGAUAAUUUUAUUAUAAAAAUCUUAUGAUUAUCCCGAUCCAUGAGAAUAUAGGAUAUUUUUGGAGAAUAAGAGAAAAAUUACAUUCUUGAUUGUAGUAAAAUACACGUAUACCUUUGGGUUCAAAUUAAUUCAAAACAAUGUUGAAAUUAAUUAUUAAAAUUGAAAAAUUGUGACGUAAUAAUAGUAAUAAUAAUAAUUCUCCCAAAAUUACUGUAUAUUCAUACGGGAUACGUUUGAUGAUAACAUGGAAUCAAUUAUCUCUUUAUAAUCAGUCCCAGAAUAUGAACUCCUGUAUCAAAACUUUUUGAUAAAAAAGGUUCUCCAUUCAUCCUUUUCUGGGGGUCUAUAUCUUUUAUUGAGCUUUAGAAAAAAAAUGUACUUGUUUUAUUUUUGUAUAUACUAUCAGCUUUAGAAAUUAAUAUAUUGUAUUCCUGGAGAGUUUAGGCAUUUUUGAUAUGAAAAAGUUAUAAUAUCGCAUAUACAAAUUUUUUUUUAAUAACCGAAAUACAAACAUGAACAUUUACAUAUUAAGCAGUAUGUUUGUUCUCACUGUUCUUUUUUUGUUCUAAUUGCCAAUUUGCUAAUUCCAAAAAUAUUUCACGCAAUCGCUCCUAACAUGGAAAAUAUCUUCAUAUUUCAUAUGAGUACCACUAUAUAUUUUUCCAUAUUUUUUUGGCAGUUAUUUUCAAUUUUCCUCCUACUGAAACACUAUAAUAUAACUACCACUAGAAGAGAAUUAUAUUUUGAAACAGUUUGCAUCAUAGCUACAAUUUCCAUGCAAUAAAAUGAGCUUGUAAAAAUAUUUUUUCAACAGAUUUAUAUGCUAUUUUAUGGGCAUAAUCUGUGUAGAUGUAAAAAUUUUGAAAAACGGUACUCGUAUUCUCUUUUACUAAUAAUUAGGCGAAUCUCUAUUCCUAAGAUUAUUUGUAAAUAAUGCACCAGAGAGACUGAUAGUAAGUUAGUAAUACGGUAUUUUUAGAUGAGAAUCUUACCACCUAAGUUUUAAUUGUAUUAAUUCCAUAAAAAAUACUUUAAUGCAGAUAGGUAAUACUUUAUAAUGGCAUUCAGCAUUCACUACUUAGUUGUCUUUAAAACUUAAUACAUACUUUCCAUACAUGUCAAACAAUUAACUCUCCUGUUUUUGAUAGGAUUCUUCCAAAUAUAUUGUAAGUCCUUAUUAAACCUUCUGUUAUUGCAAAAGACGAUUUAUUUUUACCUUUUUCUUGUAUGUAUUUCCAUCAUUUUCCUCUAUUAUAAUAUUUUUAUAGCUUCUGUCUGUUCCUCAAUUAAUUUGGAUCUAUUUUCGAUUAUCAUUUCUGGAUAAUAAUUUUUCUAUAUUUUUCUUUCGAUAGUUGGUAUAUUAUUUUUCUGUUGAUAAUUUGCUGACUUAGAGAGGCGCCGGGAUACCAUCCUUCUUCUUUUCUUUAAUACCUGUUCAAUUAAAAUCAGUGGAUUCUAUUUGGGUGUUUUGAAAUCUGGGAAGUCAAUUUUUCCAUAUUAAACAGCUUUUGUUCCAAAAAAGUAGAGAUAAAAUUAAUUAUCUGUACGGUCAAAAGUGCGAAACUGCAGCUUUUCUCGUAGUUACAUCUGAAUCCUGCAAAGUAUUAUCUUUCUCCAGUGUAAUUUUGUUUUGUAAUUUUUGUAAACGUUAAUAAAAUAUUUGUGGUUAAAGCUCAAUAUUCUCGUCUUAGCUCAACAAACUGUAAAUAAAUAUAUAUAUAAAAGAAUCAUCACAUCACAACGAUUUUACUGUUUUGUCCAAUAUAUCUUUUAAUAAAAUAUUGCCAUUUAUUUCUGUAAAGAUCAACUGUUUUAUGUAUAUCAAAAAAAUACUCGUUUGUGGAAGCUUCAACAUUCGUAUUCAUAUCUUUGAACCCACUUAACAAAAUUCAUAUUUAGUCUAUUAAAGCUUCUUAAGACCAACAGAGCUUUUUGGUUUCAUUCAUAUUUAUGUUAAUUAUGUGCAUGUGUUUUUUGUGAAUUUGUUCUCCUAUUUUGGAAACACAUCAAUAAAAAUAAAAGUUGUUGAUGAUAA